UCUUUCCAGAGACCCCGGCCAUUAUUUUCAUGACAUCUGGUUCAACAGGAAAGCCUAAAAUGGUCGAAUGUACACAUUUAGCAUUAGUAAACACGGGAUCCGCUUACAUGUUCACUCGCGGUUCCGGCGAGAAAGGGGAAUCAUACUUCAACGAUCGGCCUUUCUCCUGGAUCGGAGGUAAUAUUAUAUACUGCCUACUACAGGCGGACACAAGAGUGUUUCGGGAUGGCAGGAUAACUGCGAAAGGAGGCGAUAUUAUGGACCUCUGGAAUAUCAUCAUGGAAGAAAAAUGCACCAGUGGUAUUUUCCUGCCUUUCACCAUCUAUGAUAUGUUGCAGAACAAAGAUAAAAUCGCCAAGACAGGAUACCGAAUGAAAUCUGUCAUCACUGGAGGUCAAAUAAUCAAAAGUAAAGAGACAGGGAUUCUGGGACAGGUUUGUGAAAGUUUGUACAUGUUGUAUGGGUCAACAGAGGUAGGCAUAGUGACUCACUGUCGAAUAGACGGACGCAUGGAAACUGGACUUCUUGGGUCCGUUUUCCCCGGAGUUCAGAUCAAAGUCGUUGAUGAAGAUUUGAACACGGUUGUUCGUGGAGAAAUGGGUACACUUUUUAUAAAAUCACUUUGGAUGUUGAAAGGAUACUUCAACGCAACAGAAGAUCAAAAUAAAUCCAUUGUAGACGGCUGGAUGAAUACAGGGGACGUCGGGAUUCUAAGGACAGACGGACAACUCAUAAUCAAAGGGAAAAUGAACAAUAUCAUCAAACGAGGCACUCUAAAAGUGCUAUCGGGGGAGAUUGAAGAAAGCAUAGCCACAAUUGCAGGCGUGAAAGAUGCUGUUGUCAUCGCCGUUCCAGAUCCCCGGUUGUAUGAAGAGGUUUGCGCAUGCGUUGUGUUAGAUAAACAUACAUCAGUUACCAUACAGGAUGUUCGGACUCGCUGCGCAGAAAACCUUGGGGACAAUAUCGUAGGACAAGCCCCCACUUUUUAUCUCGAGUUUGAUACACUGCCACAACUAGGAACGGGAAAACCGGACAAGGUCAAAAUUAAACAGGACGCAAUGAGCAGAUUGGGCAUCAAUACUCAGUAAACUGUUCACGACAUGAAGAGACGUUCACUUUAUCAUUAUCUUA
This is a messenger RNA of Pecten maximus, 1131 nucleotides long. Its product is annotated as 3-[(3aS,4S,7aS)-7a-methyl-1,5-dioxo-octahydro-1H-inden-4-yl]propanoyl:CoA ligase-like. Bases 30 to 1088 code for a protein of 352 amino acids. The record is from RefSeq and is a predicted model, not a curated record. NCBI's taxonomy places the organism in Eukaryota, Metazoa, Mollusca, Bivalvia, Pectinida, Pectinidae. The transcript has a single exon.